UUGAGGAAACACGACUAAUAAAUUGGCCAAAUUAAAUACACAAUUACUAAAUCGGGCCAAAUAAGUAAAACACAAGAACAGUUUUGACCUUUUUUUUUUUUGGUCAAGAACAGUUUUGACCUUAACUUAAAGGCUUUAAGCAAAAAAUAAAAAAUAAAAACCUUUAAAAUCAGUUUCAGUUCCAAUUUAAAAGUAUAAAUUGGCUAAUUAAAAUAGUUCGAGUCUCAAGUUUUCAAAAAAAAUAUAUAUAUCGGGGCCAAAUUGACAGUAAGUAUGAAGUUUAAGUUGAGGGAGCAAAUUGGCAGAUUGGUGAAACUGAAAUUAGAAGAAGCGGAUAACGCAUUCUUCUGUUUUUAGGUGCCAAAGAUAAAAAACUGAAAAUAAUUUGAGGAACUGGAAUGAAUUCGUCACUAGUGUUUCGUCGCUUCUGGUGCUUCAAUGCCGCAACUUCAUCUUCUUCUACUCUAUGCUUCGCUUCCAACAAGAAGCCCCUCGUCUUCUUAGGCUCUCCUCAGGUAUCUGCAACUGUUCUUGAUGCCCUUCUCAACGCAUCCACUGCUCCGGACUCUUUGUUUGAGGUUGCAGCAAUUGUUACUCAGCCGCCAUCCAGAAAGUCUAGGGGGAAAAAGUUGAUGCCUUCUCCUUUAGCACAGCAUGCUCUUGACAGAGGCUUCCCUUCCAACCUUAUUUUUACUCCUGAACGGGCUGGAGAGGAUGUGUUCUUAUCCAACUUAAGAGAUUUGCAGCCAGAACUUUGCAUUACUGCUGCAUAUGGGAAUAUUUUACCUAGCAAGUUUCUAAAUAUCCCAACAUCGGGCACGGUCAAUAUACACCCAAGUCUUCUGCCAUUAUAUCGUGGUGCUGCACCCGUUCAAAGAGCCUUGCAGGACGGUGUUAAAGAAACAGGAGUAUCCUUAGCAUUCACUGUCCGUGCACUGGAUGCUGGACCUGUCAUUGCCUGUGAAAGAAUGGAAAUUGAAGAUCAAAUUAAGGCACCGGAGCUACUUGAUUUGCUAUUUUAUGAAGGAUCUAAACUAUUGAUUCGUGAGCUUCCUUCUAUAUUUGAUGGAUCGGCUAAAGUGAAAGCACAGCCCCAGGAUGACUCCAAAGCUACCUUAGCUCCCAAGAUUGCUUCUGAGGAGUCGUGGCUAUCUUUUGAUGAGGAAGCUCCAGUCCUACAUAAUAAGGUUCGUGCCUUUGCAGGGUGGCCUGGAACUCGAGCUAAAGUUGUAAUUGUUGACAACAAAAGUGGUCAAGACAAAAUCACGGAGCUUAAAAUUAUCACCACGAAAGUUUGCAGCCGUAGCAAUAUUCAGGUCAAUCAAGCAGAUGAGAUCACUUUUAUAAAGCCUGCACUAGUAUUUCCAUGUGGAGGGGGCACAGCCCUUGAGGUGUUGGAGAUUCAGCUUCCAGGUAAGAAGGUAAUGAGUGCAGCUGCCUUCUGGAAUGGUGUACGUGGUCAAAAGCUGAAGAUAUUAAGUGCUGCUUAUGAAAACGAUCAUUUACAUUAGUUUUCAAUUUUGAGCAAAUUCAUCGAGUAAUAUUGUGUCAUUAUCGGUAAUUUAAUUCUUUUGAUUAAUUUUAUUGGAAAUACAUGUAACAUAAUAUGUUAUCUACUGAAAUUCUUUCCUGUAUUUGUCCCUAAAUUUCAUUGGAAAUGUAUGUAAUUCUUCUCAGUUAUGGUGAUUUUAUUUU
Messenger RNA from Prunus persica (peach), 1695 nucleotides. Its product is annotated as methionyl-tRNA formyltransferase. Gene Ontology annotation, biological process: biosynthetic process; conversion of methionyl-tRNA to N-formyl-methionyl-tRNA. The record is from RefSeq and is a predicted model, not a curated record. Gene Ontology annotation, molecular function: methionyl-tRNA formyltransferase activity. Bases 399 to 1511 code for a protein of 370 amino acids. NCBI's taxonomy places the organism in Eukaryota, Viridiplantae, Streptophyta, Magnoliopsida, Rosales, Rosaceae. The transcript has 11 exons.